AAUAAUUGGAGAGCAGUGAAUUUUAUUUGGUGAGCCUCUGGGUUUGUUGAGAAAAGGAAAGAUUGGAGAUUAUCCUUUUUGAGUAAGAUCAGAUGACUUGUCCUCCCAUGUUUUUAACAUUUCUCCCUAACCUAAUCAUAAAAAGUGUGCCUCAUAUCUAUCGCCCGAUUCGUGAUCAAUAAUAAUCGUCCUUUGUCCCAAAUCGAUUUUGUUUUCCUAGGCUCUUCUAUUUCUAGGGUUUCUUUGAUCUGUCUCCACGACGACUUAGAUUCGUCAAGAAAUAAAAACUACUAUAGGACUAGAAAGAAAAAAAAUGUACAUCCAAGAGUUAAAGGAAGGCGAAGAAGAGAUGAGCCAAACGGAUGGAAAUGAAUCGAUUGUGGCUUGUACAAGUGAUUUAGGUGUUUGGAAUGCGAAACGUAUUCUUGUUGGAGCUGGAGGUCGCGCACUUUUCUACCCAACAUUGCUAUACAACGUUCUCAGGAACAUGAUGCAGUCAGAAUUCCGAUGGUGGGAUCUAGUCGAUGAGCAUGUUUUGCUAGGUGCUGUGCCUUUCCCCACUCAUGUUCCACGUCUCAAGGAACUUGGUGUAUAUGGCGUCGUUACCCUCAACGAGCCUUUUGAGACUUUGGUUCCCACAUCUCUCUAUCAUGCUCAUGGUAUUAACCAUCUAGAGCUUCCUACAAGGGAUUAUCUCUUUGCUCCAUCAAUCAGUGAUAUUUGCCAAGCUGUUGAUUUUAUUCACAGGAAUGCGUCAAGUGGCAAGACUACUUAUGUUCACUGCAAGGCUGGUCGGGGACGCAGCACAACCAUUGUUCUCUGUUACCUGGUGAAAUACAGGGAAAUGACACCCGAGUGUGCGUUUGAGUACAUUAGGUCCAUAAGGCCGCGGGUCAUGCUUGCUUCGGCUCAGUGGAAGGCUGUGAAGCAAUUCUACAGUUACAAUAUGGCAAGGAAGGCAAACGAAAUUGUAAAGCGAACACGUUUAGCAAGUGCAGGGCCGAAACAGGUUUUGUCAGGUUUUGAUGAUGGGUCGGUGGUGGUGGUAACAGAGUCAGAUUUGGCUGGGUAUGAUGAGCCUAUAAAAAACACAGGUGGUAAUGCUGCGUCCGUGGAUGUGUUGCCAGAGCAGAGUCUGGCUUGCAAGGUCCAGUUUGUAAGCCAAGCUGCAUUUGCAAAGAUCUCUUGCUUAUGGCUCAAGUCUUCAGGGGCCAAGCCAAGGAGACCAGUCCUUGUUGAUCAGUUGCAGAGUAUUGGUGUCAACAUCAAGGUCUGUUAAGUUUCAGACUCUGGCAAGUCAUCUCGAGGCAAAUAUCCCUCUGUACAGAAAACAUUGAAAUCUUUUUUAUUUACAACAAUGGGAAAUUGUGUUCAGAUGUCUGAAAA
Molecule: messenger RNA, 1386 nt
Organism: Eutrema salsugineum
Lineage: Eukaryota; Viridiplantae; Streptophyta; Magnoliopsida; Brassicales; Brassicaceae
Product: putative dual specificity protein phosphatase DSP8
Exons: 6
Coding region: 314-1279 (321 amino acids)
Biological process (GO): protein dephosphorylation
Molecular function (GO): protein tyrosine/serine/threonine phosphatase activity; phosphatidylinositol-4,5-bisphosphate 5-phosphatase activity
Source: RefSeq, a predicted model, not a curated record